This is a messenger RNA of Haemonchus placei, 183 nucleotides long. The record is from the annotation of a GenBank genome assembly. Lineage: Eukaryota; Metazoa; Nematoda; Chromadorea; Rhabditida; Trichostrongylidae.
AUGAGUCUUAGUAAAGAUGUUUACCUUUUGUCUCAGUUGCUCGUCUGGACUCUUGAAGAGUGUCUCAAAAAGUGUUCCUAUCAUGGGUAUAGUCAUAUAGCCACCAAGCGGAAAGAAUCGUCGAUAUGACUCUUUCAGCUGUUCAAGCGUAUAUGGUGCUUUUCUACACCCGAGUUCUUCUAA